AGUAAAACCUCUUGAAAAGCAUUCUACCGUAAGUAAUAAUCCGACUUUUCUCUCUCUAGCUAUGGCGAGGAGAAGGGGACGGCCAAAAAGGAACAAUCCGAGCAGCAGUGGGAAUGGACUUCAAACGCCUGGAUCAGCACAAGGGAGUGUCUCGACACAUGAUAAAUCAGAGAAAGGAAUGGACAUACCAGACGAUGUUGUACCUGAAAAGGAGACGAACCCUAAUUUGGAGGAAAGUGAGAUUCUGGAUAAGACUGAGACUCCAAUCCAGAAAUCAUAUGCGAGUGUUGUUGGUAACCAAGAAGAUGACCAGAAAUUAUGCUAUAUACCAGCUACUGAGGUAAAUGGGAAUUUUGUGGCUAAACUUACGAAGGAUGACGUUAUUGAUACUACAACAUAUUGGGAUGCUACGCUAGUAUGCUGUAUUUUGGGAGCAAACCCUCCAUUGGAGGUGGUGAAAGGCUUUGUUAACAGGAUCUGGAGUUCCUAUUCAAUUGAAGAAGUUUCGGUGCUCAAGGAGGGUCAGUUAAUUGUCUCAUUUAAACGUGUUGAGGACAGGGAUGAAGUUAUCAAAAGGAAGUACUAUUAUUUUGACAAUAAACCUGUCCUAGUACAAAAAUGGUAUCCAGGUGUGAAGGUUAACAUAGAUCAACUUGAUGAUAUUCCCAUUUGGAUACAGCUACCUGACCUAGAGAUGAAGUACUGGAGCUUGACUGGGCUCAGUAAGAUAGGAAGCUUGGUGGGUAAACCUGUAAAACGGGAUAGACCUACUGCAAGUAAGAGGAAGUAUGCUUAUGCUAGGAUACAGGUAGAGGUAAAAGUUCAACAGGAGUUCCCAUUGAUGGUUCAAGUUAUAGAUGAUGAAGACAGAGUGAAGAGCCAGGAAAAAGGGGAUAAAUCUCUUGAAGUGAGAAGAAAACUGGUUUGGAAACCUAAACGGGCUGAAGUUAACAAUGACCAAGCACCUGAAAUGGAGAAUAAGAAGGAGAUGGAUAAGAUCCCUGAACCUGAGGAGGAGUUCACAGUGGUUACUGGAAAGAAAGCAGGGAAACCAAAGGUUAUGGACAUGAAUGAAGGAAAUGGAAUAGAAGCUCUAAUGAAGGAUAGGAAAGGACUUUGGGAUCAUUUGGAGAGAAUUGCUAAUAGUAUGGUGGCUGGAUGGGGAAUUAUUGGGGAUUUUAACUCUGUCCUUAGCUUGAAGGACAGAAUUGGUGGCAACAAUGUCACUGAAGAAGAAACAAAGGAAUUUAAAGAGUGUAUGAUAACAUGUGGGAUGGAAGAAAUCCCUAGUGAAGGUAGCUAUUAUACUUGGAGCAACAAACAAGGUAAUGGAAACAGAAUUUAUUCUAGAUUGGAUAGGGCAUUAUCUAACCUGGAAUGGAUUAUGAAAUUUGAUGAGAAGGUCCAGGUAAUUGAGGAAGGUAUAUCUGAUCAUUGCCUUCUACUGAUUAGAACCUAUAUGCAGGACAGAAGGAAUGUGGGAUUUAAAUAUUGUGAUAUGUGGGAACUAGACAAUGAUUUUAAACCUAUUCUCCAAGCAGUUUGGAAUAAAGAUAUCCCAGGGUGGUUCAUGUAUCAGUUGAUAAGAAAACAAAAGGAUCUUAAGCAUCCUCUUAAACAGAUUAACAAAAAAUUCCAUCACAUACAUCAGCAGUGUGAACUUCUCAGAGAGGAACUUAGUGACAUUCAAAGCAAACUGAAGGGGGAUAUUAACAAUACAAGCCUGCUGGAUAGGGAGAAGGAAUGCCUACAGGAGCUUAUAUUCAAGAAUAAAGCUUCACAUAUGAUGAGAAUGCAACAAGCUAAACAGAACUGGAUUUGUGAGGGUGACCAAGGGUCAAAACUGUUCUUUGCUUGGACUAAGAAGAGAACUAUUUUCAACCAGAUAACUUCAAUCAUCACUGAUAAAGGGGAAAAAGUGGAGGGCAGAAGCAAGGUAGCAGAGGUUAUGGUUGAUUAUUUUCCGAAACGGCAAGGGCAUAGAACCUGGACAGACCCUAUUCAGGAUGUCACUGGAUUGGAGGUGAAUUAUUCCAAAUCUCAGAUGGUGCUCGGUGGAAUUACUGAUCAAGAGGCUGAUGGCAUUCUAAGAGAGGCUAAAAUGGAAAGAGGAACACUUCCUUUCAGAUAUUUAGGGGGUCCCAUUACACCUAGCAGAAUAUCUAAAAGGGAAUGUGAAGGACUGAUUAAUAAGUUGACUGUUAAGAUCACUAGCUGGGCUACCAAGCAUCUCUCCUAUGCAGGGAGAUGCAAGUUAAUUAAUACGGUGUUAAUGGGGGUGAUCUCGUUCUGGUGUAAGCUGUUUGUUAUACCUAAUAAAGUAAUGCAUAAGAUUCAGGCUAUAUGCAGGAAUUUUUUAUGGGGAUCAAGUGCAGAGUAUAAGAGGAUCUCAUCUGUGUGCUGGGAAGAGAAUAGUAUUGGCAAAUGGAUACAAUUCCAAUGGAGGGCGAAGACUAAUGAAGAGAUGAUGGUGGAAGUCAAGAAAACCAAGGGAAGGCAGCAGAGACAAACGGCAGUAGCUGGAUUUGCAGCAAUAUGCUAUGGGAUAUGGCAUGCUCGUAACCUCAAAAUUAAGCAGAAUCGUAUUAUUUCCCCUGAAGAAUGUAGUGCUUGGAUUAGGGAUUAUGUGAGAGUUUACAUAAAUGCUAAGUUGAAGAGGAUGUGGCUAAGGUAGGGACUAGGGAUGUUUGGAUAGCCUGGGUGGGUUUGAAUUGUAUUUGUAUUAGUUGUUGUGGUGAAUAAAAAAUGUUUGCAUUU
Cuscuta campestris is the source of this 2757-nucleotide messenger RNA. The record is from the annotation of a GenBank genome assembly. NCBI's taxonomy places the organism in Eukaryota, Viridiplantae, Streptophyta, Magnoliopsida, Solanales, Convolvulaceae.